AUGGCAACACGGAAGAAUCAAAGCGGGAAAGAGCCAAUCUCAUCACGGGUUUAUGGUGAUGAUGAUGAUGAUAGUGAUACUAGUGAUACUGAAGAUAGUAGUAAGCGUAAGGUUCGUGCGCGUCAUCUGACCAUGAGUCGUCGAAAGAAAAAAGAGGAAAAAGAGAAAAAGAAGCGAAUGAGAAUGACUCAGGUCACUAUGGGGGGUGUACCGCUUCAGACUCGGUCUAGUCAGCCGAUUAAUGUACCCGAGUAUUCUGAGGACGACCUGGAAGAGGGGGAUGAGGAUGAGGAGGAUGAGUUUGAUGAGGAUGAUGUGCAGGACAGUGUUAGGAUGGGUGCACAUCACAGAGAUACGCCUGUGUACAAUCUUAGUAGUUACCCUCCUCCUCGGUACUCCAGUUGUCCCCGGCCUGGUCCUCGCGGUUUACCCUCUCCCCCUACCCCUAUCCCUUCUCCUAAGAGUGGUGAGUGGCGCAGUCCUAUCAUAGUCCCUCUUUCCCGCAUCCGGGUAUAUCCGGUAGUCAGCCUCGUCCCCCGCCCGCUCGUGCAUCUCCCCUACAUUGAUCCCGUGCCCCCUCGCGGAGGUCCCGUCUCCGCUCGAGUAUCUACACGUCCUCCCCCUCUCAUUGAUCCCGUGGGCCCUAGCCAAGGUCCCGGAUCCACUGGAGUAUCUCCACGUCCAGUUACCACUACUGCAUCAUCAGGCGACAGCAGCCAGUCGAGAGUUUCUGAUGACAUUGAUCCGACUACAUGGCUAGUGACAGAUGAAGUACCUGGUGGGCCAAUAGAUGGUAGCGUGAUUCCUAGCUUCCUUGGGCAUAUUGCUUAUCAUUUCUGGCAUGGAUACAAUAGACCCACAUUGAAUAUUUUUAAAGGCGAAAAGAUUCUGAAUAAGUUGAAGAUGUGGUAUAAAGAUAUGGAUGAUGAUGUCGAUGGAGAGUUGGUGACAGGUACGUCCGACACAGAUUUGUUGAGGGGACAUGCAGCAGGGAUACUUGGCAUGGAUAUGAAUGAUUACAAGUGGAGUCAUGGCGGUGUCUCUGAUUCGUUCAUCCUUGAGCGAUGCGAGAAAGCGGACGCGAAUACCCAGGCCAGUGCUUUCUUGUGGGUAUUGUUGGCCUCGACGUUGUUCAUGGGCAAGAGUGGUGGGAGGCCCAGAGUAUAUGACUGGAUACCACCAUCUUUUGCGGGGCCGACAUCUGUGUCAGAUCGUCUUCGUCAGGUUAGGGAGCGUCUCGACCGUUUCACCGAGUUAGAGGUUAAGUGGGAGCCAUUUGGACCUGGCCAACAAGGAAUAGUUCCUAGGACUAUCUAUAGUGGGUGGAUAAUGUAUAGGAACAUGCAGGAGCCAUACAUGCCGGACAGAUGUAUACGUCAGAUUGGCUACGUACAGAGCAUUCCUCGUUCGCUCAUGUCCCCUGCUGAUGCAUUCCGAGGACCCAGGACUACCCAGUACUUUGUACAGCAUUCUGCUGUUGACACACUCAGUACUUGGAGGAGAUUCCCGGAGUCAGCGUGUCUUAAUUUGACCAGAUGGCGAUAUAAUUAUAGCGGUGACAUCGUAGGAGAGUGUGAGGAUGGGUACCUUGAAUGGUACAGGCAGUAUUCACAUCCAUUUUUGCUGCCGAUAACUGACCCAUCUGCAGUCUCUACACCAGCUAAGAGCCGUCAGGAUUAUUGA
This is a messenger RNA of Oldenlandia corymbosa var. corymbosa, 1683 nucleotides long. NCBI's taxonomy places the organism in Eukaryota, Viridiplantae, Streptophyta, Magnoliopsida, Gentianales, Rubiaceae. The record is from the annotation of a GenBank genome assembly.